Messenger RNA from Sabethes cyaneus, 1710 nucleotides. RefSeq names its product DNA primase large subunit (gene Prim2). Lineage: Eukaryota; Metazoa; Arthropoda; Insecta; Diptera; Culicidae. Gene Ontology annotation, cellular component: alpha DNA polymerase:primase complex. Gene Ontology annotation, biological process: DNA replication, synthesis of primer. The record is from RefSeq and is a predicted model, not a curated record. The transcript has 2 exons. The coding region runs from base 1 to 1698 and encodes 565 amino acids.
AUGGAAUUCUCACGCCGAAGCCGCCUGAAGCCGGAAGCACAGUUCAGUCUGGACUCGGUGCUCGAGUGGCUGAUUCCGCACAACGUCGCACUGUAUGUUAUUCCGCCGAUGAUCGACAUGACGAUAUCGGAGUUCGAAUCGCUGGCCCUAGAGCGCCUUAAGGUGUUACGUGUCCUGGAGCAGGCCGCAGCUAAAAACCUAAAACUUAUGUCCGACGAGUGGCGCGAUUGCAUCUUCAACGAGCUGAACCAUGAAGGGCUGAAACAUUACGUGCGGCUCUGUCAGGGCAACCACUCGAAAGAGCAGGACAUUUCCGCACGCCGCAAGGACUAUCUGUCCCAUUUCAUUCUGCGCUUCGCCUACUGCCGGUCGGAAGAAUUACGCAGAUGGUUUAUUGCCAGGGAAAUGGAGCUGUUUCGGCUAAAAUUUAGCGGUUUAUCCGCACAGGAUACAAAGGAUUUUGUUCAAAAAUAUGAGAUGAACUAUACCCCACUUUCGUCAGAUGAAAAGAAUGAAAUCAAGGACGGAUUGUAUGACAGUACUGUCUACCAGAGUAUCGUUCAAAUUGAAGCUAUGGAUUUCUACAAAGUUCGUUUCACAGAUGUACUGGACUUGGUUCGCGGUCGAAAGUGUUAUCUAAAAGAUGGUUUCGCUUACGUUUGUUCGAGUGAUUUUAUUUCGAUCAUAGCUAACAAACAUCAGCAGCUAUUGGAGGAUGGUUUGCAGGCCCACCUUCGGUUGUUACCCGAGUUGGAGAAUGACGAAAGAUUUUCUACCCUUCUGAAAGGACUUCAUACUUCCUAUACCGGAAAGGAUUAUACCAUAUCAAAGGCCGGAGAUGUUCCGAUUGAAUCGUUGGAUCAACUGUCUAAAAAAUCGUUCCCGCUAUGCAUGCGAUAUUGUCACGAUACUCUGCGCGCCCAGCAUAAGUUGAAGCAUGGCGGUCGUAUGCAGUAUGGUCUAUUUUUGAAAGGCAUUGGUGUGACUCUGGAGGGAUCACUGCAGUUUUUCCGGGAGGAGUUUAGCACUCGUGGCACGAUUCCACUUGAAAAGUAUGAGAAAGAAUAUGCCUAUAAUGUUCGACACAACUACGGUAAAGAAGGUUCCCGUAUUAACUAUACGCCCUAUUCUUGUAUGAAGAUUAUUACGUCAAGUGUCGGGGUUCAGGAUACUCAUGGAUGUCCGUUUAAAAUCUGGGAGCCUUCUAUGCUUAAGACAAAGCUUGGCUCCUACGGCUUAAGCGUGGUGCACAUUGAGGAGAUUGUUGGGUUCGCUAGCAAGAGCCAUUAUCAGAUAGCUUGCGGGAAGUACUACGAAAUAAUCCAUCAGACAAAACUGGAAGAGGGCAUCAAACACCCGAAUCAGUAUUUCGAGUUUAGCCAGAUUACGAUGGGUGCCCGGGCCCCGAAGGUAAAAGCAGCACCUGGUAGCGUGCGUCGCUCGCAGGCAAAUGAAGGCGGCAGCCAAGAUUACACCCUCCGAAGUCAGGAUACUACCACGCUGAAUGCUGACGAUGACGAUGAAUUGUGGCAACUAAUGGAAGCGAAUGAAAAGGAUGCAAAGGAAUGCGAUGGGAAGGGCAGUUUGUUGCUUGCUCAACAGCCCAAAGUUAACGUGGACAAGCCUAGCUUAAAAAGAGUCGCUACGUCCGAGUGGGGAGACGAUGAUUUCGACGUUAGCCAGGUAGACAUGGAAUGAGGGUGAGUAGUU